AUGCAUGUAUUUAUAUUAUUAGAAAUAGAAGAAGGUUCUAAUGAUGAUAAAGCAAACGAACAAGAGUUGAAAGGAGUGUUACCUGGGGAUGAAGUUGAAAAACCUGUGGUUGGAAUGGUUUUUUGUUCUGAAGAACAAGUUCGUAGUUAUUAUAACAACUAUGCUAGAAGUCAAGGUUUUGGUGCAAUAAAAGUCAGUGCAAAUAAUGGAAGUGACAGAAAAUCAAGGUACUUUUCAGUUGCAUGCGCUCGGUAUGGAAAGCAAAAAUCAAUUGCAAAAGACAUUUUUCACCCAAGGCCAUUAAUUAAGACUAAUUGCAAGGCUAAAAUCAACGUUACAGCUAAAGAUGAUGGAAGAUUCAUUAUUGCUCGUGUUUACCUCGACCAUAAUCAUGCAUUAAGUCCAACAAAGGUACGACACUUUAGGUGUAACAAGGCAUUAGAUCCUCAUGUCAAAAGAAGAUUGGAAUUAAAUGACUUAACGGGUAUAAAGUUGAAUAAGAAUUUUCAUUUAGCUGUUGUUGAGGCCGGUGGGUAUGAAAAUUUGCCAUUUGGUGAAAAGGAGUGUAGGAAUUACACUGUAAAAGCAAGACAACUUCGACUUGGAAUUGGAGAUGCCAAAUCCCUUCGUAACUAUUUUUUUUGCAUGCAAAAAAGGAAUUCAAAUUUCUUUUACAUGAUUGACAUGGAUGAUAAAGGGCGUUUAAGAAAUAUGUUUUGGGCUGAUGCAAGGUGUCGUGUUGCAUAUGAGUCAUUUGGAGAUGUUAUUUCAUUUGACACUACUUACCUCACAAAUAGGUAUGACAUGUCGUUUGCCCCGUUUGUUGGGUUGAAUCAUCAUGGACAAUCUAUGUUGUUCGGUUGUGGUUUCUUAUCUAAGGAAGAUAGUGAUAGUUAUAUAUGGUUAUUUGAGACAUGGUUAACAUGCAUGCAUGAAUGUCCUCCAAAACUAUUAUUACAGAUCAAUGUAAGGCUAUUCAAGCAGUGGUUGCACAGGUGUUUCUAG
This is a messenger RNA of Cornus florida, 1005 nucleotides long. Its product is annotated as protein FAR1-RELATED SEQUENCE 5-like. The record is from RefSeq and is a predicted model, not a curated record. The coding region runs from base 1 to 1005 and encodes 334 amino acids. The transcript has a single exon. Lineage: Eukaryota; Viridiplantae; Streptophyta; Magnoliopsida; Cornales; Cornaceae.